Messenger RNA from Gasterosteus aculeatus aculeatus (three-spined stickleback), 1992 nucleotides. It is a transcript of the gene bmerb1, whose product is annotated as bMERB domain containing 1. Gene Ontology annotation, biological process: negative regulation of microtubule depolymerization. NCBI's taxonomy places the organism in Eukaryota, Metazoa, Chordata, Actinopteri, Perciformes, Gasterosteidae. Gene Ontology annotation, cellular component: microtubule cytoskeleton. The record is from RefSeq and is a predicted model, not a curated record.
CCUGCAUCCUUUUCUCCAUCCACACGUCGAGGAGCUUGAAAGCUCGAAUGAAGAUGCUCAGCGUCUCGGCUCGCAGCCUUGUCACCGGGUAAAACAAAAAAACAAAAAAACGACCCAUCAGCGAGGACACACGCAGAAGAGCCGUGUGGUUUUAAGAGAAAGACAACGACAUGGAACUGAAGAAAUCCUUUUCGGACACCGAGCGCGCGCUCAGGAGCUACGGCGCCGUGUCGGAAACGGCGUGGACAACGGACAAAGGUCACUCCGAUGUGUCCAUGGCAGAGAGCACCAUGGCCCCGGAGGAGAUCGAGGUGGAGAUGACGCGCAUCCAGCGCCUGCGCGAGGUUCUGGUGCGCAGAGAGUCCGAGCUGCGCUUCAUGAUGGACGACAUUCAGCUCUGCAAAGACAUCAUGAGUUUAAAGCAGGAGCUGAGACAGAUUGUCACAGUCCCAGAAAAAGAAAAAAACAAGAAGCACAAGCAGCGGGAAGAAGAGCUGAUCCUGAAGAUUCAUAAACUGGUGCAGGAAAGGGACUUCCUGGUCGACGACGCAGAGGUGGAGAGACUAAGAGAGCAAGAGGAGGACAAGGAGAUGGCCGAGUACCUCAGACUGAAGCUCGUGCCUCUGGAGAAGAAGCUCAAAUCCUCGCAGAAUCCUCCAAAGCCUAAGAGACAAAUCCCGGAGCCGCCUCCCAACAAGCCCUCCAUCACCAAGUCGGGGGCGGCCAUCAUCAAGGAUUGCUGCGGCGCCACGCAGUGUGCCGUCAUGUAGCUGAGCCGGACCGCUCCACGGCCUCGGACGGACGGACGGACGGACACACCUUCCUGUGGAUCAGUGAACCUGUUAACUGGGGGGGGUUCUCCCCCCACCCCUCAAAACUGCUCAGGAGUCUGGUUUCGUAGUAGAAUCGCAGAUACGUUUUCAGCCACAAGGCUGCAGCUCAGAGUUCUGGAGCUGAUGUACGACGAGGAGCUUCUUUAAGUGAAGACACUUCACCGCGUACAUAACGUGACGGGAACUGAAAAUAAAAAGUUCUUAAAUUAGAAGCUGAUUUGGUCAUGAUUCAACAUUCCUUUAAAAUGAUUUGGUGAGGCAAAUACUAACAGAAGCAUUUUACAGAACUACAAGCACAAUGUUCAAAGUAUAAAUGCUGAGGUUCUCUGACAGACAGGAAAAAGAAGAAGUCAUCAAUGAGUCAUGUUCGAAGACGGGUAAUUCUUCCAUUUCAUCUUUUAUCAGCCAGUGAACUUUCACUUUCAAGAGUCUACAACUAAUGUUUGAUCACAUGCCACUCAGAUAAACAAUAUGGCUACCAAUUCAAUGAUUGGCGUGAAAAUGUUACAAGAAUGCCAGCGUGCGCUUUUUUUCUUUUUUUCCCCCUUUUUUUCCCCAGAGCCGAGCAAUAUUUUUAACCUGCUGCAACAAAGUCUGAUCACAUGAGACAUGUCGCUGUGUGUGUGCAUCUUUCUCUUUAAAGCCCAUCACUUCAUGUCACGCCACCUCAAGACGAGACUUUGCAGUUCCCAGUCAUUCACAACCCUUUCAUCAUCUUUGUCAACUUCUGUACAUGCAAAAACAUACGUAGUCACCAUGGUGACAUUUCAUGCCACAAACAUGGACCAAACUUCCAGUCAUCCCAUCGCUGCUCGCUUCAUCUCAGCCAUCUGCAAAUAGGAGUUAUUGACAGUCGUAGUAUGACAAUGAAUAUUGCAUCCUCUGAACUUAGUCUUGCAUUUAUAUGAUAACCAGGAAAUUAAUGCAAAUCUUGUAAAUGCCUACGAUAGAUUGUGUAUGUUUGAGUGUAUUUAGGAUAUUAGUGACAUGUUCCAUGAAAAGUGUUGCUCUUUGUCACUUUACUACCUUCCUUCUUACCUUUAACUUAUUCUGUAGUAGUGAAUUUAUGAAAGCCCUUAUGUUAAACAUUGAACAAAUAUGCAGAAAAUAAGCUGAACGUACUUGUACAUACAUAUUUAAAUAAAGGAACUUUGAGGAA